ACCUAUUGAAGGUUACAUCGGGUGAAUUUCUAUGUUACACAUGCCUAUUUGUAUAUAUAUAUUUUGUCCGAUUUUAGCAUUCACCGUGGUUUCGGAAUUUCCUAGGGUAUGUUUGAUAAAGAGUCUUCUAAGAAGAAAGAUAGUCCUCUGUCAAUAGCAGUCCCCGGAGAACUCGCAGGUCUCUACACGGCCCACAAAGAAUACGGGAAGAUUCCAUGGGAAUCACUCGUCAAACCGGCCGAAAAUCUCGCCCGUAACGGCUUCAUCGUUUCGUCGUUUCUGUCGAAGACACUGGCAAGUGUGAAGUCAACUAUCAUGUCGAAUAAGGAGCUACGAAGCGUGUUUGCGCCCAAAGGAAGGCUCGUGUCUAAAGGGAAGACCAUUUAUUUCAAAAAGUUGGCCGAUACGCUAGCGUCCGUAUCGAAACACGGCAUGAACGACUUUUAUAAUGGAUCGAUCGCGCAGAGCUUAAGCAACGACAUUCAAAAGGCGGGUGGGAUAAUAAAAAAGGAAGACUUUCAGAAAUAUCGAGCUAUUACGAGGAAACCUUUGGUCGCGAAUGUUUUCGGAUAUGAAAUAGUUACCGCACCGCCUCCUGCUUCAGGUGGUGCCAUGUUAAUUCUUAUUCUGAAGAUUCUUUCUAACUAUAAAGCAACCGGUGAGUUCAACUCGCUCGAGUUGCACCGUUUUGUUGAGGCUUUGAAAUACGCGCUUGCAAUGAAGACGAGUCUUGGAGACCCUCAAUUUGCGAACGUCACUAACAUCUUGGAAAAAAUGAUCUCGACAAGCUACGCAAAAGUGUUGAAGAGUCGGAUAAACGAUACGAAAACAUACGAUCCCGCGCAUUACGGUAGCAAGUAUGCUUUGCUUUUUUUUGAGCUUUUGUUCGUUUCUUCCGUAUUUUGUUUUCAUUCGUACAAUUAGUUGUCCAUAUUUAAUGAAUUUCGAUUCGAAUGAUCGAGUUUAAUUUAUUUUCACGACAUGCGAGUUUUACUAACGCAGAUGGAGUCAGUCGUACGAUCACGGCACGACUCAUCUGUGCACCGUAGACAGUCAACGGAAUGCUGUUUCGAUGACCGUAAGUCUGAAUCAUUUCCUCGGAUCACGAGUGAUGUCAGCAAGUACCGGGAUACUUCUAAACAGUCAAAUGUACGAUUUCUCGAUCCCCGCGUCAAGCACGCCACCACCAUCACCUGCAAAUUUUAUUCAACCGUUCAAGAGGCCUUUGUCGUCGAUGACACCUACCAUUGUCGUUAAGGUAAAGCAAUUUUAUUCGAAGCUCCCAUAUAUACUUCUCCAUAAAUUUCAUUAAAUAUUUGGAUAAAUUACAACCACCCCUGAGAUAUGGUCAAAUUACGAAAAACCCC
Molecule: messenger RNA, 1367 nt
Organism: Erythranthe guttata (spotted monkey flower)
Lineage: Eukaryota; Viridiplantae; Streptophyta; Magnoliopsida; Lamiales; Phrymaceae
Source: RefSeq, a predicted model, not a curated record